Fomitiporia mediterranea MF3/22 is the source of this 501-nucleotide messenger RNA. Its product is annotated as ribonuclease H-like protein. Bases 1 to 501 code for a protein of 166 amino acids. Gene Ontology annotation, biological process: DNA integration. Gene Ontology annotation, molecular function: nucleic acid binding. NCBI's taxonomy places the organism in Eukaryota, Fungi, Basidiomycota, Agaricomycetes, Hymenochaetales, Hymenochaetaceae. The record is from RefSeq and is a predicted model, not a curated record. The transcript has 2 exons.
AUGAUCAUAGACAUUAAUUCCUACUACAAUUCGUGUCAUACAUGCAAGAUCAGCAAACCUAACAAUCAGAAACUGUUUGGUUUACUACAUCCACUCUCAGUACCUAAUAGGCUUUGGGAAGGCAUAGGAAUAGACUUUGUUGGACCUUUUCCUGAAUCAAAGAACUUAUUUGAAAACGUCUAUAAACUGUAUGGACUGCCUAAUUACAUUGUUAGCAACUGUGAUUCCCUAUUCACCAGUAUGUUUUGGAGAAGAUUACAUGAACUUAUAAGUAUUAAAUUGAAGCUAUUGAGCACAUAUCAUCCACAGACCAAUGGAUUGACUGAGAGAAUGAACAGAACAAUUACUCAGAUGCUCAGACAGUGUAUUUCUCCUAAACAAAAGGAUUGGAUACAUAAACUACUUAUGAUCAAGUAUGCUAUUAAUACAGUAAGGUCAGAAACUAUAGGAUAUGUACCAUUCUUUCUAAAUUAUGGUCAGAUGCCAAGGAACUUGAUAUGA